Messenger RNA from Beta vulgaris subsp. vulgaris (sugar beet), 1121 nucleotides. RefSeq names its product zinc finger A20 and AN1 domain-containing stress-associated protein 8. The record is from RefSeq and is a predicted model, not a curated record. The transcript has 2 exons. Lineage: Eukaryota; Viridiplantae; Streptophyta; Magnoliopsida; Caryophyllales; Amaranthaceae. The coding region runs from base 369 to 875 and encodes 168 amino acids. Gene Ontology annotation, molecular function: DNA binding; zinc ion binding.
UCUGUAGCCACCGAUAUUCUCUCUCCUCCUCACUGCUCUUAUCAUCAUUAUCACUUUCUCCUUUUUUUCCUCUAUUGUCUCCAUCACUCUUUAUCAUCUUCCACUUGUGAUAUUUCUCCUUAUACUUCUUGUUUUCUUUACUACUAAUACCAACAACAACAACAACAACUCUUUACUUUUUUUUUUUUUUUUUCAUAAAGGAAUCGUCUUUUCUUUCUUUUUUUUCAUUUUUGUUGUUAAUCUUAAUAAUAAUAUUCCAUCUUUCAAAAUUUCAAAAAUUAAUUCUAGUUCUUUUAAUAUAAUCUCCAUCGAUUAAACCUAACAAUUUAUCUCUCUCUUACAGAUCUUUCAUCAGGGAAUAAGAAAUAAUGGAUCACGAUGAGACCGGAUGCCAAACACCAGACCGCCCAGUUCUAUGCGUUAACAAUUGUGGGUUCUUCGGACGUGCAGGAACCAGGAAUAUGUGUUCCAAAUGUCACCGAGAAACGGUCCUGAAGGAGGAACAAACAAGGCUUGCAGCCUCUUCUUUUGAUAACAUCGUGAACGGGACCUCCAAGGGGAAAGAAGCUGCUGCUGCUGCUUCUGUUGAUUUGAAGUCGGAAGUAGUUGUGACAAAAAGCGUAAAUGUUAAAGUAUCCUGUGAUUCAGGCGUUGAACAACCCUCUGAGGCCAAGAAAGCAGGUCCAACUAGAUGCAUGACUUGCCGUAAGCGGGUUGGUUUGACUGGCUUUAGCUGUAGGUGCGGAAACAUGUUCUGUUCCACUCACCGGUACUCUGACAAGCAUGAUUGUCCCUUCGAUUAUCAGGCCGCUGCUCAGAGUGCUAUAGCUAAAGCCAAUCCAAUUAUCAAGCCAGACAAGCUCGAUAAGAUAUAAUAGAAGCAUUAUGGCAAGUUACCAGUUUCUUUUUCAAUGUUUCUUGCUUUUUAGUAUUGCUGCUUCCCUUGUUAGAAACCCUUAUGUCUAUAAAUGUACGAGGUCCCAUGGCAAGGGGCAGUCACAGUCUGGUGCAUUCACCUUGUUGGUCAACAGGGGUGGCCACAUCUGCACCAGUUGUAAGUACUUAUUUGCUGGUUUGUGGCACUUUGAUAAUCAAUUUGCGGAGUUUGCGUAUUUUCUUUA